AUGAAGUCCCAGGAAACGAUGCUUUGCUGUUUAAUGUUAUUCCUGGCCACGGAAUGUUCUCACUAUAGAUCCAAGGUGAGCAUCAAAGAUGGAGAUAAACAUCAACAUCCUGAAGGGAAACUCAAGACUGGAACGAUACAAGAGAAAUGCCGUGGACCUUGCCUCACUGCUUCCAACUGCAGCCAGCCUUGUGCUCAGCACUUUCGUGGAGAAAUAGGAUUUACAUGUCAUCAAAACAAGUGGCAAAAGUCAACUGAAACGUGUACAAGCUUAUCUGCGGAAACAUUCUUUAAGGACUUCAAUAGUGCAUUACGCCUUUCCGUAGCCGCAGCAUCCGUCCCUCUGUACGUUCUUGACUUCCGAGCUCCAGAGCCCCUGGAGAGUGUAGCCCAAGGAAUCCGCAGGAACUGUCCAGUUGAUUACGCCUGCAUAAUUGAUGUUGUGAAAUCAUCAGAAGCCACGUCUGGAAACAUUGCAUUUAUAGUGGAGUUAUUAAGAAAUAUUUCUACGGAUUUGUCUGACAAUGUUACCCCAGAGAAGAUGAAGAGUUAUAGUGAAGUGGCCAACCACAUCCUCGAUACAGCAGCCAUUUCAAAUUGGGCUUUCAUUCCAGACAAAAAUACCAGCUCGGAUUUUUUGCAGUCAAUGAAUCUGUUUGCAAGGCAACUCCACAUCCACGAGGAUUCUGAGAACAUUGCAGAUGAACUCUUCAUUCAGACAAAGGGGUUUCACAUCAACAAUGAUACCUCAGAGAAAAAGUUCAACUUCUCCACGAGCAUGAACAAUAUGACAGAGGGUCUCAUAGGAAUGAUAGAAAUUCCCAGGCAAGAGCUGUGGAAGUUGCCACCAAAUGCAUCCCAAGCCAUUAGCAUAGCUUUUCCCACCUUGGGGGCCAUACUGAGAGAAGUCCACCUGCCGAAUGUGAGUCUUCCUAGACCUGUAAAUGGUCUCGUCCUUUCAGUGAUUUUACCAGAAAGAUUGAAGCAAGUCUUACUCACCUUCGAGAAGAUCAAUAAAUCCCAGAAUGCCCGGGCCCAGUGUGUUGGCUGGCACUCCAGGAAAAGGAGGUGGGACGAAAAUGUGUGUGAAACCACGCUGGAGAUCAUGAACAAAGUAAAAUGCCAGUGUAACUACACCGGCAUGGUGAUGUCCUUUUCCAUUCUGAUGUCCCCCAAAUCUGUUGACAGCAAAGUCUUGGACUACAUCACCUGCAUUGGGCUCAGCAUCUCCAUCUUUAGCUUGAUUCUUUGCCUGAUCAUUGAAGCCGCUGUGUGGUCCCGGGUGGUUGUGACAGAGAUAUCCUACAUGCGUCACGUGUGCAUCGUCAACAUCGCCGUGUCGCUCCUGAUUGCUAACGUGUGGUUCAUCAUAAACUCUAACUUUCACAAAAAGGCCCAGGACUCCAACUGGUGUGUUGCACUGACAUUUUUCAGCCACCUUUUCUACCUCUCUCUGUUUUUCUGGAUGUUCUUCAAAGCACUGCUUAUCGUCUAUGGGAUAUUGGUUGUUUUCCGCAGGAUGAUGAAGACCCGCAUGAUGGCCAUCGGCUUUGCCAUUGGCUACGGAUGCCCGUUGGUCAUUGCUGGCACCACAGUUGCUAUCACGGUCCCGGAGAAAGGCUACAUGAGACCCGACGCCUGCUGGCUUAACUGGGACAACACCAAAGCCCUUUUGGCAUUUGCCAUCCCAGCCUUGGUCAUUGUGGCCGUGAACCUUGCGGUGGUUUUGGUUGUUGCUGUCAACACUCAGAGGCCCUCUAUUGGCAGUUCCAAGGCUCAGGAUCUGGCCAUAAUUAUGAGGAUCAGCAAAAAUGUUGCCAUCCUUACCCCAUUGCUGGGACUGACCUGGGGUUUUGGAAUAGCCACACUUAUAGAAGGCACUUCCUUGAUAUUCCAUAUAAUCUUUGCCCUGCUCAAUGCUUUCCAGGGAUUCUUCAUCUUGCUGUUUGGAACCAUCAUGGACCACAAGAUAAGAGAUGCUUUGCGGAUGAGGAUGUCUUCACUGAAGGGGAGAUCAAGGGCGGUAGAGAAUGCAUCAUUAAGCCCAACCAAUGGAUCUAAAUUAAUGAAUCGGUGA
Messenger RNA from Lynx canadensis (Canada lynx), 2076 nucleotides. It is a transcript of the gene ADGRF4, whose product is annotated as adhesion G protein-coupled receptor F4. Lineage: Eukaryota; Metazoa; Chordata; Mammalia; Carnivora; Felidae. Gene Ontology annotation, biological process: G protein-coupled receptor signaling pathway; cell surface receptor signaling pathway. Bases 1 to 2076 code for a protein of 691 amino acids. The transcript is spliced from 8 exons. The record is from RefSeq and is a predicted model, not a curated record. Gene Ontology annotation, cellular component: membrane. Gene Ontology annotation, molecular function: G protein-coupled receptor activity.